GCGGAUAACUUCGUUCCGGACCUUAUCCUGCAAAGAAAAUCCGAGCGUAGCACGCUGUAAAAAUAAAGAGGACAACUAAUUAUUUAUAAAAAGUUUAAUCGAUAAAAACGUCAUACUACACUAAUGUACGCAAGAAAUUUGUCUGAAGACUCCGUUGACGCACUUUAUAAACACAAAUCCUGACUGGUUUCUUUGCAGUUGCGUAUCACUCGACGCAGAGGUGAACCGCGUUGGAAUAAAUAGACAUAAUUUACAUUAAAAAUAUAUUAGUGAGCAACAAAACUUAAACAUGGAGAAGUGGUGCCUCUUUUUAGUAUUUGCUAUCCUAAGCAAUGUAGCUUUUGGCUUAAGCUAUAGAAAUAAACGCCAAGAAGAAAGUGGCGACACAAAUUCAGGGGAGGAAAAUUUAGAAGAUAGAUACGGUAAUGAAUUUAACAGGCCUAACAGGCCUAACUGGCAAUGGCAAGGUCAGUUCCCUGGACAAGAUUCUUUCCCAGGACAGGGACAGCGUCCGUUCCAAGGACAAGGACAAGUUCCGUUCCAAGGACAGGGACAGCGUCCGUUCCAAGGACAGGGACAGCGUCCUUUCCAAGGACAGGGACAAGGUCCUUUCCAAGGACAGGGACAAAAUCAGUUCCAAGGACAGGGACAAAAUCAGUUCCAAGGACAGGGACAAAACCAGUUCCAAGGACAGGGACAAAACCAGUUUCCAGGCCAGGGACAAAAUCAGUUUCCAGGCCAGGGACAAAAUCAGUUUCCAGGGCAGGGACAAAACCAGUUCCAAGGACAGGGACAAAAUCAGUUUCCAGGCCAGGGACAAGGGCAAAAUCAAUCCCCGGGACAGGGACAAGGACAACAAUCAACACCUUCUCCUAAUGCGGCUACAACUCAGUCGAGUGCAGCGCAGGCAUGCAUAAGAAACUGUCCUGUCACGUCUGAAUACAACCCGGUCUGUGGUUCCAACGGCGUUACGUAUGAUAACCCUGGACGCCUAGGUUGUGCCCAAGCCUGUGGAGUCAUAUUAAGCAUUAUUAUAAGUACUUGGACUUUGUUUAUUUACAAAAUGAAGAAUUUCAUACCAGUAAUUUUUUUUCUGAUAGCGUUUGAACAAAAAGUGUUUACCCGAAGAUUAGCAAACGUUAUAGACGAUAAUGCUAUACUAUAUGCACAGUCAUACUUCUCCAAACCGUAUUCGAUAAGCAACGGGGACGGCCGUCUAUAUCAAACGUGGGAACUAGAAGAUCACGACACACUUGAUGAUAACGAAAACGAUCACCGUAUCAUAUUUCCUGAACGAGGAUCGCGCACAACAAGUCGGGUAUCACAAAGGCAAACUCGACAAUGUUUGACGUCCUGUCAGCCGACUGCGGAGUACGAGCUUGUUUGCGGGACGGACGGCGUCACUUACCAGAAUCUUGAACAGCUGCAAUGCUUUAUGCGGUGCGGAGUUGACGUUAAUAUCCACCAUUUGGCACCGUGCUCAGGCUGGGGUGGCACUACUGCAAGUCCUAUACAAACAUCUACAUCCACAAACCUGCAGGCUUGCAUGUCUUCGUGCCCAACCACCUCGGAGUACAGCCCUGUGUGCGGCAGCGAUCAUAUCACAUAUUACAACCACGGAAAAAUGGCAUGUGCACAAUGGUGUGGAAAAGAUGUUCAAUUAAUUCGACGAACGCCAUGCCCAAAAAUAACAACCACAGCUCACAAUGUAAUUACAACAACGCCGAGAAGUACAACAAUAAGUAUAUCAGCACGAACUUGUAUAACAUCGUGUCCUAGCACCCCGGAAUACAACCCAGUUUGUGGCACGGACAGGCAAACCUACUUUAACUUGUCAAGGUUGCAGUGCGCCAUUAACUGUGGAGUUGAUGUAUCUUUGCUAAAAUCGGUAGCAUGCCAUCUUGAAGAGAAUUCAGCAAUUAGCAAUAAGCCAAAUGAUGAUGACAAUUAUGAUAUCGACAUAAGAUUUCAUAAGGAUUAUGGUUUUGAAAGGCCCUGCAGAGAUUCUUCACCAGGAUGCUUGCAAAACUCAAUAGAGGUUGUCUUGCCUGAUUUCGUAGGAGGCAUUCCGGAGCUUGGAAUUCGAUCUUUGAACCCUUUCGAUGCCGCAAAUCUUCUAUUUGUCCUACCUAAAGGAAUAACUAUCGAAAUCGAACAAGUUUAUACCGGAGGGCUUCGUACAUGCCGCGUUGUUUUUGCAAGGAAAAUUGCUGGGGAUCAGUACGAAGCACAGCUUCGUUGCAACUUGAGUAUAGACGGUGUAUACAUUUCAAAGGGGAAAAUUAAUUUUUCCAUUGACGGAGAAGGCCAGUCGGUCAUAAACUGUAAUUUAACGAUAAAUUGUUACUUUCGUAUAUUGCCCAUGACAAAACCAGACGGCGAUCUAUACUUACAAGUAGAGGAUUUCAAAUUGACUAAUAAAUUAUUGAAAGGUCAAGUCAGUUUUAGUUUGUAUGAUUUUAUAACGGGGGAUCCAGAAAUGAGAGAAAGUGGUCCUAGAGUGACUCUGGAACUAAUAUUACUAUCGUUGUUUUACUGA
This is a messenger RNA of Pararge aegeria (speckled wood butterfly), 2539 nucleotides long. RefSeq lists its product as uncharacterized. The record is from RefSeq and is a predicted model, not a curated record. The coding region runs from base 290 to 2539 and encodes 749 amino acids. Gene Ontology annotation, molecular function: serine-type endopeptidase inhibitor activity; protein binding. NCBI's taxonomy places the organism in Eukaryota, Metazoa, Arthropoda, Insecta, Lepidoptera, Nymphalidae. The transcript is spliced from 14 exons.